Molecule: messenger RNA, 1949 nt
Organism: Ilex paraguariensis (yerba mate)
Lineage: Eukaryota; Viridiplantae; Streptophyta; Magnoliopsida; Aquifoliales; Aquifoliaceae
Source: the annotation of a GenBank genome assembly
AGCAUGUCCAAGUAUGAAUCAGAAAACACAAAAUUAGAUGUUCUGGCAUGGAGCCAGUAUCAACCUUGUUUUCUGAAUCGACAAAUAAUCUCUCUUUUGUCUACCCUUGGGGUCAAAGAUCACGUCUUUGAAAAGAUGCAAAGAGAAGCAGUGCAUCAACUGGAUACCAUAUUAACAGAUCCUCUAAGGGCUCAGGAGGCGCUAGAUUUGAUGUCUUCAGGAGAGAACACUAACAUUCUCAAGGAAAUGCUUCUGUGUGAUUAUAAGCCUGAUGCAGAACCAUUCCUCUCAAUGAUGCUGCAAACUUUCCGGGCAUCAAAAUUGCUGGACUUGCGGACUAGAACAAGAAUAUUUGUUCCUCGUGCAAGAUCAAUGAUGGGAUGUCUAGAUGAAAGUGGAAUCUUGGAGUAUGGGCAGGUAUUUGUGCAACUUUCUGGCACGGGACGUAAGCUGUUUGAUGACUAUUCCCUUAAGUACAAUGGCCGUGUCUUGGACCAAUGUAAUUUCAUAGUUGAGGGCAAGGUAGCUGUUGCAAAAAAUCCAUGCUUACAUCCUGGUGAUGUCCGUGUUUUAAUUGCUGUUGAUGUUCCAGCUUUGCACCAUAUGGUGGAUUGCGUUGUUUUUCCACAGAAAGGGGAGAGACCUCAUCCAAAUGAAUGCUCAGGCAGCGACUUGGAUGGUGACAUUUACUUUGUCUGUUGGGACUCUGAUCUGAUUCCUCCCUGGCAAGUCCAACCUAUGGAUUAUACCCCAGCACCACCUAUGGUGUUGGAUCAUGAAGUUACAAUUGAGGAAGUCCAGGAGUAUUUUGCAAACUAUAUAGUCAAUGACAGUCUGGGCAUCAUUGCAAAUGCUCACACAGUCCUUGCUGAUAGGGAACCUUCCGAGGCAAUGAGUGAUCCUUGUUUAGAGCUUGCAAGGCUGUUUUCAAUUGCAGUCGACUUCCCAAAAACUGGAGUUCCAGCUGAGAUACUACCUCAUCUGCGUGUCAAAGAGUAUCCAGAUUUCAUGGAAAAGCCUAACAAAACCACCUACAUAUCAGAACGUGUGAUUGGAAAGCUUUUCCGAGAGAUAAAAGACAUUGCACCAGACACAAACUCUAUUAAAACCUUCACAAGGGAAGUGGCGGAACGGUCAUAUGAUCCUGACAUGGAAGUAGAUGGUUUUGAGGAUUACAUUGAUGAUGCUUUUGAUUAUAAAACCGAGUAUGAUAACAAGUUGGGUAACAUGAUGGAUUACUAUGGCAUAAAAACCGAGGCUGAAAUACUGAGUGGUGGUAUCAUGAAAGUAUCUAAAUCUUUCAACAGGAGAAGGGAUGCAGAAGCAAUUGGUUGGGCUGUAAAGUCUUUGAAGAAGGAAGCCAGGACCUGGUUCAAAAAGAAAGAGAGCGACUCAGAUGCUGGAGCUGAUGAUGUUUAUGCAAAAGCUUCGGCUUGGUAUUAUGUAACAUAUCAUCCUACGUAUUGGGGUCGCUACAAUGCAGGAAUGGAUCGGGAUCAUUUCCUUAGUUUUCCAUGGAUUGUUUAUGACAAGUUGAUCCAGAUCAAGAGGGAUAAAUCAAGUCUCAGAAGGGCUCUCCAUAUGUCUUCACUUGAACGGCAGUUCAAUUAUGGAUUGAGUUUGAAUUGAGAACUUUUGCAUCAAGCCAGUUCAAUAUUUUCCUAAUUUGAAGAAUGUGAAGCAAUGUGAUUUUAUGGUUUUCCUUGACCACCUUAGCUAAUGUAUGGGUUUCUGUUCUAUGUCUGAUUAUUUGAGGGUGUAUAUUGUCUGAACUAAUAGAUGUAAAUGAGGAGUGUGUAUGUACAAAAAUAAUAAAUGAUGUUUUCCUAAUCGUUUUUCUUUGAUUCUGCAGCUUUGUAUUGGAUGUUAAGCCCUUAUUUAUCCUUUUGCAGUUAUAUAUAUUCUUGUUAGCAGAGGCAUGAAGAAGUUAGCACAUUACAUGAGAAGUU